This is a messenger RNA of Nematostella vectensis (starlet sea anemone), 3179 nucleotides long. RefSeq names its product fibroblast growth factor receptor 4. The transcript has 20 exons. Gene Ontology annotation, biological process: cell surface receptor protein tyrosine kinase signaling pathway; protein phosphorylation; positive regulation of kinase activity. Bases 35 to 3010 code for a protein of 991 amino acids. Lineage: Eukaryota; Metazoa; Cnidaria; Anthozoa; Actiniaria; Edwardsiidae. Gene Ontology annotation, cellular component: signaling receptor complex. The record is from RefSeq and is a predicted model, not a curated record. Gene Ontology annotation, molecular function: protein binding; transmembrane receptor protein tyrosine kinase activity; ATP binding.
ACACAGCGAAAGUGAGACCAGAGAGCGAAACGGGAUGUGCCAUUUAUGGUACAAAGUGAAACUCCCAUGCACAAUAAGUUCAGAAGUGUGCCAUGAUUUUAGCCCUAAUCUUAUCAGGCAUCAUGCUCGAGUCAACAAAAUGGGACUAAACAACUUUCAUUUGAUUUGGUUUUCUCUGCUUUCUUGGCUCGUACUACAGCAAGUUACAAUACUUACCGGAAGUGCCAUCCAGUUCCUAAGGACACCGGGGGCUCAGAUAAUAGGCAUCAGAGGGUCAGCGGUCAACUUCACAUGGGAGUACAACACUACUUCCAAACUCAGGCGCAUUGUAUUUGGAAUAUGGGGCAAAGACGACUCAUUCAUGCAAUUGAACAUCAUAGCGUUACUGUUUGAGCAAAGUGGAUCCCUGUGGAAAAUAACUCCAAACAAUGGAAUAUCCGCCAAGCAAUACCACGGACGAGCGCGCUGGACGGGGGAUCUGGGCAAAAGUAGGGCAAGCUUUGAGCUGUCGAGUAUCAUUGAUCAUGACGAGAACACGUACGCUAUAUGGAUUGACGUGAAUGAUAUGAUUGGAACAAUUGGGCACGAUCAUACUAACUUGAAUGUACUGCCGCCAUCCGUGCUACAGCCUUUACUCAGCAUUAUAUACACACGUCUUGGCAUGGACGCGAAGUUCACGUGGAGGUUCUCGCUUAACGUGGAGGACACGCGAGCGCUCUCUAGUAUCACGUGGGGGGUGGUACGGAACGGUACCUUCACGAGCUUUUGCGAAAUAGUGGUAGAGAACAGUGCAGUGUCCUCUCACAGAUGUGCCCCCGGUAAGAGCAGCGAAAUGAUCAAACCGACCUCAACUGCUUCAUUCAUUCUCAACGACGUCAAAGUGAGCGACGAAGCAGAGUAUCAACUGAGACUGCGCGGGAUAAGACUACCGCUGACCAGUACUACCAAGCUUUUCGUGACAGAUCCUCCGAAAAUAACACUCCAUCCUGAGCCCACGGUCGUGCGGGAGGGAAAACCGCUCAUUCUGACAUGCGUAGCUGAUGGCCGACCCAGUCCGUCGUAUACCUGGAUUUUAGAUGGUCAGGUGAUUCAAGAUUCGUUCAAUGGCACUGUCAAGGUGGAGCGUGCGCGCAGAGAGGAUGCUGGGAGUUAUCGAUGUGUUGCCAAUAAUAGCAUUGGUAGCCAGACAUCACGUAGUGCUGACGUCACUGUUCAAUUUCCUCCAAUCGUAAAUCUCACAAGGAAACUAACAAUUGUGAAGCUGCCGUUGGGCGCCAGCGAUACCCUAUCCUGUCCAGCGGAAGGCAACCCUGCGCCUUACUUCCGGUGGUACAGAGACGCCACCCACUACGUCAGGGACGGGCAUCUUGUCAGCGUUACCGUAGCAACAGAGGCAGACUAUGUGACGUACAUGUGUGAGGCAGUGAAUGAGAUUGGAGCGGAUAACGCUACUUUUAAGCUGGUGCAAGUCGGUCCUCCUACUAGUCCUCACGUGGACUGCGGGAAGAAAGAGGACACAACUGACUCGCGCGACAGGAAAUUCCACUGGACCCCUCCAAGUGACGACGGUGGGGCCCCUGUGUUAUUCUACUCCGUCAAAUACCGUACUGUGAGAGGUACCCUGGGGAGAGGGCCGUGGGUCACUAGUAACAUCAGCGUGUCAAGCACCUGGUACCAGUUCUCACUGGAGUGGAAUAAAGUUUAUGAGCUUAGCGUGACAGCAUGGAAUACAUACGGCGAGAGCGUGACGAACUUAGAGUCGGACACCUGUGUCGUGACGGUCGGACAAGGUCACAGUGUCGCACUGGCUACAGGAAGUGUUAGUGUAGCAUUGCCUAUCGGCAUUGCAGGCGCAUGCGCAGUGCUUGUUCUCGUUGUCUUCGGACUGACUUGUCGGCAUGUCGUCAAGAGAAACAGAGUCAGAGCCAUUCAUCAUAUCAGCCUGAGCGGCCAUGUAGGAGGUAAUUGUAGCGAAGGGCCGUCGUCGGGUGAAGCCGGACGUAAACAGACGAUGGUUGGAAGUCCCUCGUAUCAUAUGGACCCUCAAUGGACCGUUCCCCGAGAAAGGAUCCAUAUCAUGAAGGUUAUUGGAAAUGGGGCAUUUGGCCAGGUGCACAAAGGACGUGUGCACGGAUUAGGGACCAAUAGUCCCGGAUGGACCCUUGUCGCCAUCAAGAGCCCGUAUGCUGACGCCUCGGACGCCGAGACACGUGACCUCAUGAAGGAGUUCGAGCUUCUUAAGAGGCUAAAGUCGCAUCCCCACGUUAUUAAACUACUAGGAUGUGGGGAAGAUGACGGUCGCCCCCUUGUGAUUAUCGAGUACGUGCCUCACGGUGACUUGCUCGGAUACUUGCGCAAGAGUCGCGGCGAGGAGGACAGCUACUACCCCGACCCGGAGAUCAAGCCAAAGACGUCUCUCUCCUCGCAACAGCUGGUUCGCUUCGCCUGGCAGGUCGCAGACGGCAUGCAGUACCUCUCCUCGCAAAAGAUUAUCCAUCGUGACCUGGCAGCGCGAAACAUUCUCGUGGGGGAGGGGGAGGUGUGUAAAGUGACGGAUUUCGGAAUGGCAAAGGACGUCCAAAACGAAGAUAUUUACAUUAGAACAACUGAGGGGCGACUUCCUGUGAAAUGGACUGCGAUCGAAGCAUUGAUCGGCGGAGGAGAAUACACAACUCAGAGUGACGUGUGGAGCUUUGGGGUUGUUCUCUAUGAGAUCUGUACCAUUGGAGGUGAACCGUACCCCGGGAUUGCCGGGAAAGACAUCCCAGAAUACUUAGAGGCCGGUUACCGCAUGUCGUGCCCCACCCACUUGGACGCCACACUAUAUGAGAUCAUGGCGAGCUGUUGGGCCACGUGUCCAGAUAUGCGUCCGACAUUCACGUCCCUUGAAAAGCUACUGAACACAUUAGAAGCGGUGCAGUCCAAGGACUACAUCAACCUAUCCGAGUGCUUUAGUCUUAGGCAAAGCAGAAGAAAAGAAACGAUGGAGCUCACAGCGCCUACCAAGUGAAGUAGUGCCAGAGGAGACCCGAUUAUCAUGAAUGAAUUUAUCUAAACUAAAUUUAAGCUAAUAGUAAUCGAAAAGUUGAUUUUUAAAAAGUGUUUUUAGCGAGACAAGGUCAUUUACGCAUUUAAUUGUUGUGCACAGUAUUCGAAAUAAAGAGGGUAAAAUUGUGAAA